Molecule: messenger RNA, 1655 nt
Organism: Pseudophryne corroboree (corroboree frog)
Lineage: Eukaryota; Metazoa; Chordata; Amphibia; Anura; Myobatrachidae
Product: deleted in malignant brain tumors 1 protein
Exons: 6
Coding region: 1-1545 (514 amino acids)
Cellular component (GO): cell surface; membrane
Source: RefSeq, a predicted model, not a curated record
AUGGCUUUGAGGUUGGUAAAUGGAGGGAGACGAUGUGCUGGUCGUGUGGAAGUCUUCUAUAAUGGACAGUGGGGGACAGUGUGUGAUGAUAGCUGGGAUCUCAAGGAUGCACUGGUUGUAUGUCAGCAACUAGGCUGUGGAACUGCUGUCACAUCCCAUCCCAAUGCAUUUUUUGGCCAAGGCCAAGGACCAAUCAUGAUGGAUGAUGUGGCCUGUAGAGGUGACGAAUAUUCUUUAUGGCAAUGCCCCCACCCAGGAAUGAAAAAACACAACUGUGGACAUCAUGAAGAUGCUGGGGUCACCUGUUCAGUGAAAAAAAUGGUUACAUUGUCUGAUGAAUCAGCAAAAAUUACCUUUUAUAUUUCAGUAAGCUGCGGAGCCAUUUUUACAAAUUUAAAUGGAAAUAUCUCUAUGGAGUUUAAUGUUUCUACUGCCUCUGAUUCCUGUGUUUGGUACAUUAGUGUUCCCAACAAUUACAGAAUUCACCUCAACUUUAAUACAUUCUUGUUGAAGAAUUCCAUGUCAUGUCAUUCUUCUUUAUUGUCGGUUUAUGAUGGAAGUCCGCGUGGAUCACCUUUACUUGGACAACUAUGCAAUACAAGCACCAGAAAUUUCAGUUCGUCAUCAAACAGCUUAAGCAUAAUUUACUCCAGGAUUAAUGGAGGGCCAAGCUUGGAUUUCUCUGCUUCAUAUUAUGCUGACACGCCUAGCAACCAAAAUAUCGUUCUCUCAUGCUAUUCAGACUACAUGGAUGUGCGGAUAUCUCUUAGGUAUCUUCAAUCUCUGGGACAUAGUAUAAAUAAUAUUUAUCUAAAUGAUCCUGCAUGCCGCCCUCGGGUGAUGUCAGAAUGGCUGGAGUUUCACAUCCCCUAUCAGAGAUGUUUAACAAUGAUGCAGGUGGAAAAUGACACUUUCAGUUAUACCAACACCAUGUCCACCUACUCAUCGGACACUGAAGUCAUUUACAGAAAUAGAUUAAGUCGAACCCUGAAGUGUCGGAUUUAUCAAGAUGCCAUAGUGGAAGGCAUGUAUUUUGCUGGUGAUACGAUAAAGAACACAUCCAUUCAGUAUGGCCUUUACUCUGCCAACCUGACAUUUUUUCAGUCUUCAAGUUUCAUAUAUCCAGUGAACCGUUAUCCAUUUUAUGUGAAGCUGAAUCAGAAUUUGUUCCUGCAAGCCACCUUAAACACGUCCAAUCCUGAUCUGAAGCUGUUUGUUGAGACAUGUGUGUCAUCUCCUAACAAGUUUGACUUUACAAGAAAUGUUUAUUUCAUCAUUCGCAAUGGGUGCAGCAGAGUUCCUGGUUAUACAAUGUAUCGCUCCUCGUCAAACAACACAGUUCGUUUUGGAUUCAGUGCCUUCAGCUUUCAGAAACAUUCAUCUGUGUACAUUCAGUGCAAGCUCGUUAUCUGUAAGAAUGGUAGUGAACACUCCCGCUGCAAUCAAGGUUGUUUACCAAGACGCAAGAGAGCAGCUGAACCGCUCCACCACCAGGAAGUGUUUGUUGUAGCAGGACCUGUAAAGCUCAAACAUCUCUCAAAAUAGUGCAUUCAAAAGAUUUUACCACCUCAUUAUCUUCUGUCUUUUAGUAAUUUUACCUUGAUUUACAUAACAUUUUGUGUAAUCUUUUCUUUCAAUGCAAUUCUUAGGCUUGU